AGAGACAAAAACUGCCAGAUCAAUAAGGUGACACGGAACCGCUGUCAGUACUGCCGGCUGCAGAAGUGCUUUGAGGUUGGCAUGUCUAAGGAAGCGGUCCGGAAUGACAGGAAUAAGAAAAAGAAGGAUAUAAAAGAGGAGGUGGUUCUUCCAGAAAGCUACGAGCUGAGUGGUGAACUGGAAGAACUGGUUAAUAAAGUCAGCAAAGCACAUAGGGAAACCUUCCCUUCGCUCUGUCAGCUCGGAAAAUACACAACU
Sinocyclocheilus grahami is the source of this 258-nucleotide messenger RNA. Its product is annotated as retinoic acid receptor gamma-B-like. The transcript is spliced from 2 exons. Gene Ontology annotation, cellular component: nucleus; transcription regulator complex. Gene Ontology annotation, molecular function: nuclear receptor activity; RNA polymerase II cis-regulatory region sequence-specific DNA binding; zinc ion binding. The annotation marks the transcript as partial. Gene Ontology annotation, biological process: regulation of transcription by RNA polymerase II; cellular response to corticotropin-releasing hormone stimulus; retinoic acid receptor signaling pathway. The record is from RefSeq and is a predicted model, not a curated record. NCBI's taxonomy places the organism in Eukaryota, Metazoa, Chordata, Actinopteri, Cypriniformes, Cyprinidae.